AUGAAACCUGCCUUUAUACCUCAUUCCGUAUUCUAAAUUUGUACAGUUCACAUUUCCCAAUUCUAUAGUCCUAAGUAAAAUACUAUUGUUAAAAAUUCCAAAUUUUUUAGAUACAACACUAGACAAGAAAAGAACUAUAACACGAUACUCAACAAUUGUUUUAGCUUUUCUUUUGGACAACCGAUUUGUGUAUACAUAUCUAUUUCUUUUUGGUGCAAAACACAAUUGUAAUCGUUCUCCGAGGGGAGUAAGUCCGGCAAAUCGGCGAGGACAUCCGUGCACCUGACGGCCCCAACGCCCAAAGCGCCCCAAACGCCUUGCUGCAGUCAUGCAACGCUCACCCAAAUCCGUGAUCGUCGACUGCUUCUGGCGGCCGCACCAAACCCUGCUGAAUGCCAUCCGUGGUUGGUAUAGCUUUCGCAGGACCUUUGCCUCGGACUCGGGCAGGGGUGGUGGUAGCGGCAGGGCCUAUGACGGCAAUACGGGUGGCAGCGGCGGAUCCAGCACCGGCAGCGCCCCACGAGCCAGCGCCACAUCACUGGUGUCUGGGGAUCCGAGUACACGGUACUAUACUCGUGGAAAUGUGGGCGCGCUGGAGCGGAGGAUCAAUCGCGAGGAUAAUAUGUGGCGGGAUCGCGGCUACGUGGACACCAAGUGGCUAAAUCCUCGCGAUCCAUACGCCUACCGCCCCAACUUCCGGCCCACAGAGCCCGUUUCACUGCGGAAGCAGUUCAUGCGCAGUCCGGACGAGAUCUCGCGCGAGGUCAUGAGCCGUGACUGGGAGCGGACGGUUAAGAACUACCGCCGCUCGGUGAUGACCAACGGACGAUCCGGGUUCACCAGCACCACCAGCGUUAGCGACACCGUUAGCAGCAAAGAUGGAGGCCCAGGCAUAGGUGCCAAAGCCAGCGCCAGUGUCAGCGCCAGCCCUAGGGGCAUCCGAGAUCGCCCACUCAAGACCUGGGAGCUAUCGGACCAUACACUCCAGUACAUGCAGCAGCGGAUGUCACAGCAGAUUAAACAGGAGCAGGAUCACCAGCUAACCGUAUGGCAGCAGAGGCAGCUGAUGCUCCAGCAGGAGGAAAAAGAACAAUUGGAGAAUCCCCAGGGAUUGCAGUGGUCCAGGACAUCGGACCCCUCGCACGAUCAGUAAUGCGCCGAAAAGCGGCGUGGUCGAUUAUCAUUCCGGCGUACCCCCGUAUCCAUCCUAUCUAUCCAAUAUAUGCCCGGUCGAACCAGUCGCUUCUAUAUAUAUAGCGUCUCAACAGUGAGUUCGAGCGCGGGCGUAGCUAGUUUAUUUUUAGUUUGGGUGACUCUUACUCGGAACGAAUCUGUCGCAACACUACUUGAAUGUAACUACAACACAAAUUUACGAGUCUACGUCUAUUUGGUCUAAAUCUAUUUGGGAUAAACCCACUCAUCGCUAAA
Molecule: messenger RNA, 1428 nt
Organism: Drosophila bipectinata
Lineage: Eukaryota; Metazoa; Arthropoda; Insecta; Diptera; Drosophilidae
Source: RefSeq, a predicted model, not a curated record